Mastomys coucha (southern multimammate mouse) is the source of this 3302-nucleotide messenger RNA. RefSeq names its product metallophosphoesterase domain containing 1 (gene Mpped1). Lineage: Eukaryota; Metazoa; Chordata; Mammalia; Rodentia; Muridae. Gene Ontology annotation, molecular function: hydrolase activity. The transcript is spliced from 7 exons. The record is from RefSeq and is a predicted model, not a curated record. Bases 206 to 1186 code for a protein of 326 amino acids.
CAGCCUCGGCCGCGCGGCGCAGAGGCCCCCGCCCCUGCGCGCCGCCCUCGCGGGAGCCGGGCCCCCGCCGCCCUCCGCGCGCGCUGCUGCUCGCGGCCGCCGAAGAGGAGCCCGGGGCCAGUCUGUUCGCAGGUCUGGAGGGGGACCCAGCAACGGUCGUGGUGGUGGCAGCGGUGGGAGAUGCCCGGGAGGCCCACGGAGGUCCAUGUGGCGCCCUAGGUGGGAUGCUGGCAUCCUGAAGGCUGAAGCCCUGGCCCUGCUCCCCUGUGGCCUGGGCAUGGCGUUCUCUCAGUCUCACGUGAUGGCCUCUCGCCGGCACCAACAUGGCAGACUGAUCAUCGAGGUGGACGAGUACAGCUCCAAUCCCACCCAGGCCUUCACCUUCUACAAUAUCAACCAGGGCCGCUUCCAGCCACCGCACGUGCAGAUGGUGGACCCAGUGCCUCACGAUGCCCCAAAGCCGCCUGGCUACACACGCUUUGUCUGUGUUUCCGACACCCACUCGAGGACAGAUCCCAUCCAGAUGCCCUAUGGCGAUGUGCUGAUCCACGCUGGAGACUUCACGGAACUGGGGCUCCCAAGCGAGGUGAAGAAGUUCAAUGAAUGGCUGGGCAGCCUGCCGUACGAGUACAAGAUCGUGAUUGCGGGCAACCACGAGCUGACCUUCGACCAGGAGUUCAUGGCUGACCUCAUCAAACAGGACUUUUAUUACUUCCCGUCCGUGUCCAAGCUAAAGCCGGAGAACUAUGAGAAUGUGCAGUCUCUGCUGACCAACUGCAUCUACCUACAAGACUCAGAGGUCACAGUGCGGGGCUUCAGGAUCUACGGCUCCCCGUGGCAGCCCUGGUUCUAUGGCUGGGGAUUCAACCUCCCAAGAGGCCAAGCACUCCUGGAGAAGUGGAAUCUCAUCCCGGAAGGAGUUGACAUCCUUAUAACUCAUGGACCGCCACUGGGCUUUCUAGACUGGGUCCCCAAGAAGAUGCAGCGUGUGGGCUGUGUGGAGCUGCUCAACACGGUCCAGAGGCGAGUCCAGCCACGGCUGCACGUCUUUGGCCACAUCCAUGAAGGGUAUGGUGUCAUGGCGGAUGGGACCACCACCUAUGUGAACGCGUCUGUGUGCACUGUGAACUAUCAGCCUGUGAAUCCCCCUAUAGUCAUCGACCUGCCCACACCCCGGAACUCCUGACUGCUACCCACUCCAGUUCUGCCUGCCCGUAUCAGCUCCAUAUGUCUGGCCGAGAGCCUGGAUCCCCUGACCCAUUUCCUUCCAUGCAGAACAGCCCGGACAGUCUAUUUGGCCAUAGGACCAGCCAGCAAUGAGUAGAGUCCUUGGGAUGAAAGAAGUCACCCUGGCCAGCCUUCUGCCUUGAGCAGCCUUGUCGGGGGCACCAGGCUCAUUCCUGUUUUCUGUGUGUGCAUCUGCUCCUUCGUUCUAGGGUCUAACACGCUCACAGCCCUGUCUCACUUGGGAAAUGACAGAAGCUUGGUUUGACACCCCCUCCAGCUUUGAGAAGCCGUUGCUCUUGGAUGGGAUAUGGGAAAUUUUAUACAGGAUGUCUAGCUACCCAAGUGUGUCUGCGUAGCCUGUGAGCCCCAAGGUUUGGGGUGUAUGGCCCGGGCAAUGCAGCUCACUCUUCUCUGGCUGGAGGAAAGGAGCUAGACUUGUCCCUUGUGUGCAUGGAUCUUGGGAGUGUUCAGGGACAUCUCAGGAAUUCUGACAGCCCCCGGCCAGGCCUAGAGCAGAUGGCUUGGCUUAAUCCCGUACUCCUUCCUCAGGACCCUGCUGUCAAUGUGGACAAUGGCUGAGUGUCCCCAGCUUCUGGCUCAGAACCUGAAUUUGGGGGAACUCUGUUCUUCUGGUGGCCAGAACCUGCUGGUUAUUCAUCACAGUGAGGCCAUCUUAGAUCCUCUGGGACCACACUACUUUGUAGAUUACAAUGGCCAGGGGGUUCUACAGGCUGAGGCUCUGUGCCUGGUCACAGUCAUGCCCCAUGUGUGUGGCACAUGCGCUCCUUCAAACCUAACCAGGUUGUUAGCGUCUUCGAUGAGCUCCAUCCUUCAUGUGGUUGAUUUGCCUCCAGAGGGUUCCAGGAAGCUUGUCAGUACCACCGAUAACCGGGAGGUGGCGCAGUGACAGAGCUGCCCUGGGUGCUGAUGGCAGCUCCACCUCUGGCUGCAGCCUUUCCUGAGUUAGGCCUGGGUGAGCCCACCUGCAGGGAACAGAGCCAGCAGGCCCUGAGUCAGGGGGAGGCAGAGUCCAUUGCUGUCUAUUUAAAAAUGCCGGUAUUUGUUCUUUCUGGACUCUUUUUUGCACUCAUUCCGACUCUCAGUAACACGUCACUAAAAUAGUAUUCUUUGUCCCGACUCUUGAUGUUUUACACCUUUUAUGUCAUGCAUCAGACACGAGGGCCUCACUUGCUUGGCCUGGUUCCAGCCUUGGGACCAGAUAUCCUGGUACCUUUAUUCAGUAUAAGUUUGCAUUAUCUACAGACAUUCCUGCAAGGUAGGUACUCUUCCCCCUGUUACAGAGAUGAGGCCACUGAGGCCAGAGAGGAGAGGUCACUUGCCUGAGGAUGCACAGCACAAAAGGGGGCAACAAUGAGAUUUGGACCUCCAUCUCUGGCCUCACACCCGCACCAUCACCACCGGAGUUCUCUCCCUGCAAAGCAGGGCCUGGGUGAAGAGUCUCGCUUAAUUUGGAAGGGUCCUGUUCAAAACUGGCUCUUGUUCCUUCUCAAUCGAGAGUCCCUCAUACCAUAAGGAAUCCCGAGCUUUAAGUUCAGCAUCCUGUGAGACCCACUCCCAAGUCUUUCUCUGCAGGUGAGUGAGCUGGGCUCCGUAGCUUCACUGUGGGUGAGUCUGCAUUCCCAGACCACCUUUGGUACCCUACAUUGGCCAGGACAACUGUGCUCCACAGGCCACAGGGCUGCGGGAAUCUUGCUUGGGCCAAGUGGUUCCUGGUGUGUGGGACAUUUACAAGGUCUCUCUUUGGUGCCUCAGAUGCCUGGUGUGUUUGGGGCAGAGAAAAUGCAUCUCCUGUGUGCUUUCUCAGCUCUGCAGUGUCUAUGUGGACCAAGAACUAUAAACUUAAAAAGUUUCCUAGGGCAUCUUCAGAAUGCGGCAUAUUUUUAUGUGGAGAAGAAAAAGCUGUGGAGGCAGCUGUCUUGAAGAGAAAAUUCAUCGGAAGUCCUCAAGAUUUGAAAGAUGGCGGCCUGCUCCUCAAUCAUUUUGGCAUAACUUGAUUGUGGCUGUAAUUUUUUUGUCAAGCAUGUCAGACAAUAAAGUCUUUGUAAAAAGAAAAA